GCCCCAAAGAUACUUAAAUAGCUCUCUUAUCCUCACCUGCCACCCUCCUAACUCUCUCUCUUCUUCUUCUAGGCUCUUCUACCGCUCUCUCCAAGGGGUGGCCUGAGAUCACGUACAAAAAUGGGGAAGGCUGUUGCUGUUCUUGGUGGCACAGAGGGUGUGACAGGCACUGUGUACUUCACCCAGGAAGGGGAUGGUCCUACUACAGUGACAGCAAACAUCUCUGGGCUCAAACCGGGGCUUCAUGGCUUCCAUGUUCACGCUCUGGGUGACACCACCAAUGGUUGCAUGUCUACUGGGCCGCAUUUUAAUCCUGAUGCAAAGGAACAUGGGGCACCUGAAGAUAAGAACCGCCAUGCUGGUGAUCUUGGGAAUGUGACUGCUGGCGAGGAUGGUACUGUUACUUUUAGCAUUGUUGACAACCAGAUUCCCCUCUCUGGACCAAAUUCUAUUGUUGGAAGGGCUAUUGUUGUCCAUGCUGAUCCUGAUGACCUUGGGAAGGGUGGUCAUGAGCUUAGCAAAAGCACUGGAAAUGCUGGUGGAAGAGUUGCAUGUGGCGUUAUCGGCCUGCAAGGAUAAGUUACCUAAUCCGGAUUUCCAGGUAAGUUUGUGAGAUGAUGAGAAGGCCUAUGUAAUGUACUAAGACGCAAAGGCAUGUUUCCUUUUGUAAGUUGGUAGGAAAACAUUAGCGUGACUAAUGCUGAAUAAGAAAGCUUGUGGAUUUUGGACCUACGUGCUGUAGCAUUUGUGUUGUGUGCUGUCACGUCCUAUAUCUGCUGUUCCUAGACUCUAGCAUAUAUUGUCUGAUGACAUCAUGGAAGCAGUUGCAUUUUCUCA
Phoenix dactylifera (date palm) is the source of this 837-nucleotide messenger RNA. RefSeq names its product superoxide dismutase [Cu-Zn]. Gene Ontology annotation, molecular function: copper ion binding. Gene Ontology annotation, biological process: superoxide metabolic process. The record is from RefSeq and is a predicted model, not a curated record. NCBI's taxonomy places the organism in Eukaryota, Viridiplantae, Streptophyta, Magnoliopsida, Arecales, Arecaceae.